Messenger RNA from Eimeria maxima, 714 nucleotides. RefSeq lists its product as hypothetical. The transcript is spliced from 5 exons. The record is from RefSeq and is a predicted model, not a curated record. NCBI's taxonomy places the organism in Eukaryota, Apicomplexa, Conoidasida, Eucoccidiorida, Eimeriidae. Bases 1 to 714 code for a protein of 237 amino acids.
AUGCUGGAUCAGCGCCUCAUUAUCCAAGCCAGCCAGCCCCAUGGCCGUGCUGCGCUGCUGAAGCUCAUGGCCGAUGUUACAGCUGUUCAUGAAAGCAGUGGGGGGUUAGUCGAGGCCGCUGUGGAAGAUCAAUUGCAUGUGCUGGCCGACACUAAGCCCGAUCCUCCCGUUCUUCAGCCCCCCGUUAGCGGUGCACAAGCUUCUGAGGAGGUGCUUGCCGUAGGAGAUGAUGCUUUUCUGCUUCAAAAGAGGGAACAACCGAAGACCCAGAUCAGAGAAUCCCCCCACAGCACUCCCAAGGGGGUAGUGGGCCGCAUGAUAACUAUGAGCCUGCUUGCAUCUGUCGUAGUUCUCCUCAGUUUGGUCUUCUGGGAGGUUAUUAACUUUGUGGAUAACGUUCCUGAUCCAUUUAAGGAUGUGACGGACCCCAAAUUGAUUCCUGUGGUCAUCGACGACAUGAUAGCCUCUGGGAAGUCCGCCGCCUUUGUAGUAAGACGAUGUAAAUUCUGCGGGAUAGGAAUUCGUGCGCUGAGGAAAGCGGGAAAGGACACGGUGGUGGUUAUGGUUGAAGGGCAUCCCUAUCAAGGCGUGAUUAGUCGGCAUCUGAGGACCAGAUAUGGGGCUAGGGGAUUUCCGUUCUUUAUCAUUGAUAGCGACCGAUAUGGCUACCUGACAAAAGUAAAGCAGUACUUGCAGGACGAGCUCGCCCAAUGA